AUGUUUGAAAUUAAGACGUUUAAGGACGAGCAUACGUGUUCUUCAUUGCUUAUACACCUAAAUCAUAGGCAAGCAAAGAGCGAAGUUGUGAGGACCAUAGUACAUGACAUUAUGGAUCAAAUACGUGUUUUCAGAGAGUGUUGUAGAAAAGUUAUUAUCAUGGAUGAUGCUCGUUUCAAGGAAAAGUACAAAGGCACCAUCUUGCAUGCAGUGGUCAUGGAUGACAACAAUCAGAUCUUGUCUAUUGGGUAUGAAAUUUGUCCAAAAGAGACUACAUAUUCUUGGACAUGGUUUCUUGAAAAACUACAUGAAUGCAUUGGUGAUGUGGAAGAUCAAAUUCAGGAAGAAGAACAUUUGAACCGAGAAAGAAGGUCCAAGAAAAAACUUGAUAAAUCAGUUGAACAAGAGACAACUCCUAAACCUUUAAAUGCACUAAUUUUGGAAAGAGAGAUAAGGUCGAAGAGGCAAUUUGAUAGAGUUCCAAUUGUAAAACAUUUAAAAAAUAAGGGAAUUGCUGAAACUGUCAAAGAAGAAAAAGAAGAUAAUGUUAGAAAAACAAAUAAGGAAUACCCACCUGGUUUAAGAUACCUUCCAACUAGAAUGAAAUGUGAUAACAUCACUGCAGCUGUUAUGGGAAUGUCGCCGGAACAGAAACAAGCAAUCUUGAGAAUGGGUUUUGGAUUAAUUCUGCAAGUGAAUAUUACAAGUUAUCCGGGACAACUUAGCUACUAUCUUUUAGAUGUUUAUGAUGCAGAUAGUAAAAGACUUGUCCUACAAAACUCUGUUAUUGAGAUAACAGAACAAACAGUGCAUGAUAUGAUGGGGUUGUCAUUUGGUGGAGAAGACAUCAAUGAGUUACCAUUGUGUGAUAAGGGAAAUCAAAUUCUAGAAGAAUGGAGGGGACAAUAUAGUGGUGAUAAGUUCAAUGGUGAGGAGUAUUUAAGAAGGAUUCAGGCUACAACGAAGGAUAAUUUGAUGUUUAGGCUGAAUUUUUUGACCCUAUUUGUUAACAACUUCAUAGAGUCAAUGUUGAUGGGAACAAUUCAAAUAAAAGUGGUAAGGAAGUUGGUGUUGGUAGAAGACUUCUCAAAGUUAAAUUGGUGUAAAUAUAUGCUUGAUUGUUUGGGAUCUAGAAAAAAACUAUGGAAAAGGGAUGACAAAUCAAGCUACUACAGUGGUCCUAUUACACUUCUGAUUUUGGUGUACGUGUAUAACAUGAAGUAUUCUAUCAAGAUAGACAAAAGGCUUCCUUUUAUUGGGCAUAUAAAUGGUGCUAAAUUGUUAGAGGUUCAAAAAUUAGAAAUCAGUUUGGGAGGGUUCGGGAGGUAG
This is a messenger RNA of Lactuca saligna, 1329 nucleotides long. Lineage: Eukaryota; Viridiplantae; Streptophyta; Magnoliopsida; Asterales; Asteraceae. The record is from the annotation of a GenBank genome assembly.